Microthlaspi erraticum is the source of this 396-nucleotide messenger RNA. The record is from the annotation of a GenBank genome assembly. Lineage: Eukaryota; Viridiplantae; Streptophyta; Magnoliopsida; Brassicales; Brassicaceae.
AUGUCAAACUCCUCCGCCGCAGGCAGCUCCGGCGGAAACAACUUUCCACCUAUCCUGACGAACCCGUUCCAGAAAAGUGGUAGUGAGGCGGUGUACGAUGUUUCGGAGACGGAGAACGCGUGCGUGGUGAGACUGGACAUGCCAGGCUGUCCAGAUACGGACCUCGUCUACUGGAUCGAAGGCAUCAACGUUCACUUCUUCGCCGACGAACAAACCAUGCCUGAAAGCGACCACGCCGGACGCAAAUACGGCGGCACGAUGGUUUUCAACCCAGAGACUUAUAACGUCAAGGACGCAGAGGUUAAGCUCCUCAAUGGAGUGCUUUGGAUCAACGUCCCAAAGAUACCAGGAACUAACGCCAACAUUAAUGUCAUUGAGCAGAUGAUCUACUUUUAA